Molecule: messenger RNA, 447 nt
Organism: Parnassius mnemosyne (clouded apollo)
Lineage: Eukaryota; Metazoa; Arthropoda; Insecta; Lepidoptera; Papilionidae
Source: the annotation of a GenBank genome assembly
AUGAUUCUUUUAGCUACCUACAUCACACUCACGCGCGGAACGAGACUACUCUUGCUCAAUGAAUAUACGUAUUCCAAAAGCGGUCCUAUACGUGCCGGCGGCUUCAGGUACAGCUGUUCCAGUGUACACAAGGGCUGUAAAGCUCACGUUCACGUCAGCAGGGAUGAUCUCAUUUUACUCGCGGCCACGGAACAUAACCACGAGCCAACUACGUACAUCACCUUGACGAGAGGAACUAAACUCCUUUUGCUCAACGAAUACACGUAUUUCAAGAGUGGAUACGUACGUGCCGGUGGAUCUAGGUACAGCUGCUCCAGCGUACACAAAGGCUGUAAAGCGCAUUUGCACAUAAGCAAGGAGGAUGUUAUUACAUUAGCGGUUACAGAACACUGUCAUCCACCGAGUAAAUAUAUACGAACGAAGUCUGGAUUGUAUAUGAAAGUGUAA